This is a messenger RNA of Aspergillus wentii DTO 134E9, 669 nucleotides long. RefSeq lists its product as uncharacterized. NCBI's taxonomy places the organism in Eukaryota, Fungi, Ascomycota, Eurotiomycetes, Eurotiales, Aspergillaceae. The record is from RefSeq and is a predicted model, not a curated record. The annotation marks the transcript as partial. The transcript has a single exon.
AUGAAGUUCAACACCCUACUUGGCCUAUCUGUGGCUGCGACAACAGCUUCUGCCUGUUCUUUCUCGCAUGUCAUCGCGGACAACCACCGUUCAAACUCCUUUGAAUACGUGCGCCCCAGCAACGGAACCAACCUGGGCCGAGAUGCCUAUCUCAACGCCGACUUCCGCUGCAACAGUGGCGUCUAUUCCGGCCUCAACCGCACCAAGGUCUUGCAGGUGAAGGCAGGCACGGAGAUUGGCUUUGCAACUGAGAACAACCUCCUGAACUACGCUGCAGGUCCCCUGUCCGUCUAUCUGUCCAAGGCCCCUACCGAUGUCCGAUUCUACGAUGGAUCAGGCGAAUGGUUCAAGGUCCAUGAGCUUGGACCUAAGUCGUUUACCCAGCAGGGUAUCGAGUGGAGCUCGUUUGGUGUCGCAGAGGUUUCAUUCACUCUCCCUGAGGAUCUUCCAUCGGGCCAGUAUCUGCUUCGCAUUGAGCAAAUCGGAUUUGGGGAUCAGGAAGGUGACCGCGAGUUCUUUGUCAACUGUGCUCAGAUCAAGGUGCACGGCCAUGUUAGGCGGUGGAAGAAGCAGGACACUGUCACGAUUCCUGGAAUCUACAAGGGAUCAGAAGCCGCUCUCAACUACGUUAAUGGCACUGUCGUCACCAGCUAUGAAAUGCCAGGACCC